CGGCUGCGGAGGCGCGCCUGCGCGGGAACGGCGCUUCCGGGUGUGACGGCCCAGCUUCCGCAUCCGCUUGGCCGCCGCCGGCCUGCAGGAUGUGGCGCGUCGCUGCCGGUGUGGUGCUGCUGUCCGUCGGUCUGUUCUUCCUGCAUCCCACCUGCCGCCUGGAAGCUCCACAAAUCCUCACACGGUUCCUCUCACAGAGUCUGGGCCGCAGCUCCGCUGAACAGCCGCUGGAACAGCUACUGGCCGAGGCCUGGGAUUCCAUGAUCAGACCGCCCAAUGUGGGCUGGACCAGGGUGGCCGUGGGGGUAAAUGCCUGUGUGGAUGUGGUGGUGUGCGGCGUCGGACUUUUAGAAGCUCUGGGCUUGGUCCCUGGGACACAAGAGGAUCAUGACACACUGCAGUCGCAAGAAGAUCUGAGGGAAACUUUCUCCUAUUUCAUGGAGAAAGGAGUUGCAGCUGAACGAUUCUUCGCUGACAAGGAACUGUUUCAGAACAUUGCUGCUGCUGCAUCGCAGUACCCAGGAGCUAAGCACUUUGUCGGUGGAAAUGCUGCUCUUAUUGGUCAGAAGCUGGGCUCAUCUGGGAACCUGUCGGUACUACUGUGUGGGCCUGUGGGUCCCAAGCUUCAUGAACUCUUGGACGAUCAGAUUAUUAUUCCACCGGAAUCUCUGCAGGACAAGGAUGAGUUCCAUCUCAUUCUGGAAUACCAUGCUGGAGAAAACUGGGGGGAAAUCAACGCACCCAACGCUAAUCGCUUCAUCUUCUCCCACGAUAAAUCAAAUGCAGAGAUGAAAAUGCUGGAGACUCUUGUAUUAAAUGUGAAGGAAUUUGAUCCCGAGCUAAUUGUUCUGUCGGGGUUACACAUGAUGGAGGGACAGGAAGAAGAAGAGCGAGAUAGGAGGCUCCAAGAGGUUACUGAGUUAAUCUCGGAGAUCCCCAAUGAAAUCUCCGUGCACCUGGAGUUGGCCAGCAUGACAGACACAGACUACAUGAACGCGAUUGUGGAACAGCAGGUUCUUACUAUUGUGAACUCGAUUGGCCUGAAUGAGCAGGAACUCUUGUUCAUCAGUCAGGCUGGUUCAGGGCCUCACAGCACACAGGAGUUUUGGAAUGGAGCCCCUGAUGUUGGAAUGGUCAGUGAUAUCAUCUUCUGGCUCCUUAAAGAGUAUGGGCAAACAGAUCAGAACAAGGAGUCAGAAUUAACGCGCAUUCAUUUUCACACCCUGACCUACCACAUGAUAGCGGUCAUCAACGGUCACUGGAGCAACCAAAACUCGUCUGUGGCAGCUGGUGCACGAGUUGCUGGCAGUCAAGCAUGUGGCACUGACACCAUCGAUCCCACUAAAGUGGUUCUCAAAUCCCCCAUGCAAUUCGUUCUGUCACAAAUGGACAAAACAUUGAAUGCAAAGAAAAUGACAUUGAGUCCGACCAACCCUGUUGGCGUAUGGCAUCGAGAAAACAUCUCCUUUUUCAUCACUCCGGUGAUGGUUUGCAUUGACCCAGUCAGGACUGUGGGAUUGGGAGAUAGCAUCUCUGCAGAAGGCCUGUUGUAUUCUGGGCGGCUGUGACUUGAUUCUGAGCGUCUAUGUUCAACAAGACAGAGUCAAACUUGACUGUGUAUUAAUGUCAAACUCUGUGUAGGAAUGGGUCUUUGAUUGGGGACAGUUGUGAUAAAUGGUCACGGGUUAGAGCAGAGAGAAAGGGUGGCAGAUAUUAGUGUGAGGUGCUUGCUCUUUUUAAUCCUGGUGUGGUGUGUAAAAGCCAACAAAACAAAAUAACGCUGUUUUUAUUUACACAAUGUCUUAUACCUUGCUGUAUUCUGAAUAUCAAAUCUUUUCUGUCAGGGGAAUACGUAUGCUUUUUUUUUUGAUGUUUGUGGUUGACGUAUUCAAUACUGUGUCUGGGUAUGUGAGGAUGCAGAGUGGCAGACUGGUCAUUAUCACACUGCAACUGGAUUUUUAUCCAUCUCCAUAUUUUGGAUCAUUUCCUCUGGGCAGUGUUUCACAUGCAAAAAGGUUGUGGUUUAAAAUCUAUUCCUUGUCUGCAGGAAUUUACAUACCAAAGCUUGCCUAAUUCAAUAUCAAUCGCAAAAUGCAGUAUGUGAGAAUUGUAAAACCGUGGUGGGAGGAGAAUUCCUGCAUUGUUGCUAUCGAGGGCCAGGUGAACAGUAAUUGCCUCACUUAUUUACUACACCAAUAUUGCUACUGCUAUUAAUCAAGAGAAACAGAGGCACCGACUCUGCUGCAGUAAGUGUCAGACGUGUUUCCAGACAUUGCUUUCUCCCUUCUCCCAGGCUGAAUGGGGAAGGCAUGGAUUUGGAAUGGUACCAGGCUUACAAUUUGAAACAUUCAAUUUACUGUCACUGGUCCCUAGUCCCACCUGUCACCUCUCUUUAGAUACUGAUCAGUUAUGCUUUAGUGCGUUUUGUUCAGUUCGGUGGGUUAAUAACUUCAAACAGAAUGGAUUUUUCUAUUGCAUCAAAUGAUUAAUUCAGUGACAGCCACAUUUUGAAAUAGCAUUCUCCCAAUAUUCCUAUUUAUUUCAAGAGGACUGGGUGUAUAAAGAAUGCUUGAAGGGGAGGGAGGUUAGGUGCUAAUUUGCAGCUUUUUCAUGAAGGCAGGUGUAAGGAGCUGUUUGUGAUCAUGAUUCUGAUUUAGCUCUCUGGCUUGCGCGAUAUAACAAAAUGUAGUUCUGUAAAGUAAAACUCCCCUAGUAGUUAGAGGCUUGUGCAUGACCUAAUCUUUGCUGAGUUGGCUGACAAGAGAUGCAACAUUAGUUGGAUCAAUGGCUGGGAAGGUUGAGAGGAUGCUGAGAGGGCUCCACUACACACUCAAGAGCCCUUGGUGCAAAAUAUACAGCCUUGUGAGGCAGCAAUACUGAGUAGUUUCCUGAGCCUAGUGUUGGGGCUGCCACGUAGAGAAUGGACAGUUGCACUUGGGAUUGUACGGUGGUGGGAGGGAGUGUGUAGGGUUGGAAAUAUCUUGCAUUGAAAUCCCCACCCAAUGUCGAGUAGGAAAAUUAGACGGGCAUUUAAAGAUGAGUUGGAAAUGUGAUAUUUCUCCUUCAUUCUCGCUGGGGGUGAGUCGUCUAAGUGAGGGCAAAGUCUAAAGCAGGCAGCUAACUGAGUCUGUUCAAAUCUUCCACCUCUGCUCGGAAACAGCCUUCUCUCAAAUGUCAUUGAACCAAAUGUUGUGACAUACUGGGGCAUAAAUUCUGUUAAUUCUUUAGUUUGAUUGGAACUUAGUUGUAUUAUUACUGGUGGGUGAACCUGGGUAUUUAAGCCGGUAAUCUGUUUUUUAUAUUAAGGCACAUUCUGGGUUAUUUUCUAUUUUCUUUUUAAUUUCAAAUCCUCCUUGGUUGUGCAUGUGCUGUUUGGGUUUUCAGGUGGAAGGGGAUGAUUGAGGUCACAACUGGUGGUAGAGGUUAUGUCAACUGCCUUGCUUUAGAACCUAAACCCCUCACAGGUCCUGCAUACCAGGGAUCUUUGAGACUGGAGUAUGCCUUAUGGAACCAGUUUACGAUGAAAGAGGACUCGAAAUGUGUCUUCUGCCUACAAUAUAUGCAAAAACAUUGCAAAUGUAUCAGUGGUUUCUGGUUAUGCUCCUCUUUGCAGAGACCUGUUCCACAGAAGGCACUAUAGUGCUGGAAUGUCAUAGUCGUGCUUCACAAAAACAGGCCCCUCGCCCAACCCAUCCAUGAAAAUCAAGAUGCCCCAUUGAAGCUAGUGCCAUUUUCCCACAUGUCUCUAACCUUGCCUAACCAAGAACCUGUCCAAGUGUGGAGUGUUCAUGUAAAAACCAAAGUGAAGAUGGGAUUUCUGCAAUAUGAUUGGUUUUGUGUUGGAGUGAAGUGUCCAUUAGUUUUAGAUAUGUAGAAUAAUAUCUAUAUUGUACAACUAUGUACUCUGCUCAUGGCCAACACAGCAGAGGCUGAUUGCUGGAGGCACAAGUGAUUGCAGAUGCUGGAAUCUCAAGUGAAAAACAAGUUGCUGAAGGAACUCAACAGGGGAGUCUGCAUGCUGUGCGAGAGAGGCAAGACAAACCGAGCAUUUCUAUUACCACAUUGUUUAUACUCCAUAGUUGUGUUUGGUGGUGAGUUUGCCACCAGAGACAACUCUGCACAAUCUGCUGAGCAAGAUCGAACUGAAGUUCAGCAUUAACAUUGCAGGGGACUGCUAUCUGUCUAUUUGUGAUCUUGACCAAGCAAAGUGUAACCAGGAGACCAGGAAUGAAGGUGCUGGAAUUGUUAGCAAAGCACAAAGCACUGGAGGAACUCAGUAGGCCAGGCAGCAUCGGUGUAGGGAAUAGAAAGACAAUGUUUUGGAUUGGGAUCUUCUGCAGAUAUGCACCUAAUGAGGACAAGGGACUUGAAACAGCAUCAUUGAAAAAAUGGGAUCUGGUUUCAUGUCAGUCUGACGCACAAUUUGAUUUCAAGGUCAAUAUUUAUCUUGGCAUUGGGAACAUUAGUAUGACAUCUAUAUUUUAAAUUGUGACAAAUUUAGCCAAACAAUGUUUGACAUGACUGCAUCUUUGUUAACCCCAGUUACUCUUACUUUUAUGUGAAGUCUGGAGAUACCUCAUGGACAGUUUGUUGGAAAAUGUAUGCUUUUUUUCUCGUGUAAAAUAUCAAUGUCAAACAUAAAUUUGAGGGUAUUUUGUUAAAUGUCAGUGGUUUAAGUACUGUAUCAAUCUAGUCACUAUUUUACUUUUUUAAAAGCAAGAUAUUGGAAUAAAUGCUUUUCUAAAAAAA
Messenger RNA from Amblyraja radiata (thorny skate), 4749 nucleotides. RefSeq names its product ADP-dependent glucokinase (gene adpgk). The record is from RefSeq and is a predicted model, not a curated record. Gene Ontology annotation, molecular function: ADP-specific glucokinase activity. Bases 90 to 1568 code for a protein of 492 amino acids. Lineage: Eukaryota; Metazoa; Chordata; Chondrichthyes; Rajiformes; Rajidae. The transcript is spliced from 7 exons. Gene Ontology annotation, biological process: glucose metabolic process. Gene Ontology annotation, cellular component: endoplasmic reticulum.